This is a messenger RNA of Xylona heveae TC161, 1763 nucleotides long. RefSeq lists its product as hypothetical. Gene Ontology annotation, molecular function: RNA binding. The record is from RefSeq and is a predicted model, not a curated record. The transcript has 5 exons. Bases 51 to 1577 code for a protein of 508 amino acids. Lineage: Eukaryota; Fungi; Ascomycota; Xylonomycetes; Xylonales; Xylonaceae. Gene Ontology annotation, biological process: mRNA processing; regulation of mRNA splicing, via spliceosome. Gene Ontology annotation, cellular component: spliceosomal complex.
UGCCAGGCGCAGUGAUCACGGACGUCAAAGUGCUGGCUUGCUCCGUCAAUAUGGCUACCAGUGUGGAUGCCAAGCUGCUUAAGCAAACAAAGUUUCCCCCAGAAUUCAGCCAAAAAGUUGAUAUGCGGAAGGUUAACAUUGAGGUUAUGAAAAAAUGGAUUGCAGGAAAGAUCUCAGAGAUUUUGGGCAGCGAGGAUGAUGUAGUGAUAGAGCUUUGCUUCAAUUUACUGGAGGGUUCGCGUUUCCCGGAUAUCAAAGUUCUGCAGAUACAACUCACUGGUUUCUUGGAUAAGGAUACGCCAAAGUUUUGCAAAGACUUGUGGAAUCUCUGUCUCAGCGCACAAUCGAACCCUCAGGGUGUUCCGAAGGAACUUCUUGAAGCGAAGAAACUAGAGCUGAUCCAAGAAAAGAUACAAGCAGAAAAUGCGGCCGAAGAGGCCCGCCGCAGGAAAGAGCAAGAGCGAGCUCGAGACAGAGAGAUUGACACCGUUCGUCAAAGGGAACGCGGAGACCGCGGCCGUGCUCGCACUCGGGGUGGUGCACGGGGAGGGCGUGACUUUGACCGUCGUCCGCGGCGAGAUUCUCGAUCUCCGCCAGCUCGCCGACGCGGCUCGCCAGAGACAAGUAAUUAUCGGGGACCUCAACCUAGGCGCGGAGGAGAUACAUAUGUUCCUGGCGGUCGGAAUCCUCGCACCCGGAGGGAGGACAACUGGCGUCCUCGCUCGCCCCAGCCGAGGUCACGGUCACGCUCCAUAACACCUCCCCGAAGAAGGAGAGACUCAGAUCAUGAAGACGGGCGGCAAAAGAGACGCCGAUACUCGGACCGCCGUCGCUCCACAUCCCGUCCAAGAGAUGCAAGAAGUAGCAGAACGCUAGAUCGCGGUGAUGAUCGGGCCAGGUCCAUUACUCCAGAAUCCUCACGCUCACGUUCACCUAGAAGAUAUCGAAGGAGAUCUCCUUCAACUGCAUCUCGCAGCCGUUCUCCUCCGCCACGAUCGAGACAUGUUCGCCGAAGAUAUUCUAACGUUUCCCGGUCCCGGUCUCGCUCCCGAUCCAUAAGCCCACGCAGGGGCCGCUAUGAAAAGGCAGACAGGGCCCGACUUUCCCCACCUUCUCGUACCAGUGAAUCCCCUGAUAACACACGCGCUGAUGCUCGCAAGGCCCGGAGACAUGAUCGUGGACGCUUCCGUAGUGUCAGUCGGAGCCGAAGCCGAAGCCGAGAUCAAAACCCAGAUCGUCGAAAGGAGCGUAGGCACCGCUCAAUUGAGAGAUAUGAACCUGUGGGAAAACGGAGGCACAGCUCGUCUUCUGUUUCUUCGUCUGAUGAAAAACGGCGCAGAAGGGCUGACUCUACCUCCCACCGACCAAACAGGCAUGAACAAUCCCCACGACUAUUCUCACCUGAGACUCGGCGUCAGGAUAGACCUGCAUCUCGCCGCGAAGAGGCAGCACAAGAGAAUGGAGCACAAGCACACAAGCCUUCAGUAAACAACGUUCUGAAGGAAAAGCUCCUAAGAGAAAAGGUGUGGGCACUUCGACAUUCCGGUAACACCACGACACCCAGCGCUGCACCAUAAUCUUACGCAAGUCAAAUUAUGAAAUGACUCGUUAAAGGUCCAUAGGGACCAAUCUAUUGCAUUCAAGGACAAAAGGACGCAUUCCAUUGCAUCGUAGUAUCUACACAUUUCGGAUAUGCUUGUAGCUUCAAAAUGGAUACACAAAUUUUAGGAUUUAGGUAGAAAUAUUAGCACGAAUACAACCAG